AUGAAGAUUUUGACUGAAGUGUUUAAGAACGCAUGGGCCCAAAAAGAAGAAGAGACAUCGAAGGCAGACGUUGGGAACGUAGAACUAGAAAAGGAGUUCACUGAGGACGAGGUUGAGGCGUGUGUGAACAAGCUGAAGUUCCACAAAGCAGCAGGAGCGGAUGGGAUAGUUAACGAGUUCAUGAAGUUAUGGGGGAAGGGGAUGAUCCCGCUGAUGGUUCUGCUAUUCAAUUGGGUCUGGAAAAACGAGUAUACGCCAAGUAGAUGGAGGGAAGGAGUGGUUGUGAACUUGUUCAAGAAAGGAGACAAGACUGACCCAGGAAACUACAGGGGGAUCACACUGUUGAACACAGUAGGAAAAGUGUUCUGUAAGCUGCUGAACGAUAGGAUAGUGGGAGUAUUGGAGAAGGAACAUAGCAUUAGUGAGGGCCAGGCAGGUUUCCGAAAGAAGAGGGGGUGCGUAGACCACGUAUCCAAGGUAGGAAGAAUCAUCCAAAGUAGUAAGAGGGCGGGAAAGCCGACGUACUGCUUCUUCCUGGACGUGAAAAAGGCAUACGACACCGUAUGGAGAAAUGGGUUGUGGAAACAACUGUCCAAAUACGGGAUCAAGGGGAAAAUGUGGAGAGUGCUGAAGAAGAUGACAGAGUGUACGAAAAGCGCGGUCAUGCUAGACGGAGAACUGUCAAAAUUCUUCGACAUUGAGCAGGGGGUCCCACAAGGUUGCACGCUGUCCCCAACAUUGUUCCAGGUGUUCAUCAACGAUCUGUUGGAAGUCGUAGAGGCAGUCCGGAAGGGAGUAAAAGUAGGGGACACGGAAACGUCGGUUUCAGGAAUGCUGUUUGCGGAUGAUUUUGUCGUAGUGGACCAGUACACAUACCUCGGAGUAGAGAUCGCAAAAGACUGGUCGUGGAAUGCACACAUGUCCGAGGUAGCGGAAAAGGGCAAAGCACGAGCAGGGGAGCUGCACCUCGUCAAUCGGCACCUCGAUACACGCAUCAAAUUGACGGCUUUGAACAGCGUAAUCGUACCGCCGCUAGAGUACGCCGGAGAAGUAUGGGAAGGAAAUAAGAAGGUAGUGAAAGAACACGAGGCGUCGCAGAUGAAAGCAGCGAAAAUCAUCCUAGGAUGCUCCAAGCGCACAAGAUCUACCACGGAGAAGUUCAUAUCUUUGGCAGUUACUGCGGACCACGACUUUGACCCGGCCAAUGUUGUUCAAGACGUACGCCGGAUCUGCACGGAGCUCGCCGUGUAUAACGACGCGGUGGCUGACCACGGAAAGACGUUCGCUUUCCUGAAAGCUCUGCCGGACGACCACUACAAAGCGUUCAAGACAGGGCUGUUAUGCGGCCAGGCUGCUGGGAGCGUCUUGUCCUUCGAGGAGGUCGCCGACCGAGCCACUUCGUUCCACGCGAUGCACAUUUAUUUGCGGGCGGGGGUCAUCAUGGUCGUGGACGCGCGCAGCGCGGUGGACGAGGACGUGGCAGCUGGAACAACUCGUCGAACCGUAACAACGGGUCGUCGGGGGGGAACAACAGCAACGACCAGAAUCAUGGCGGCGCAACUUCGUCUGGCAACGGAGCUGGUGGUGCCGAUUGCGCCUGCCACAGCAGAGGAAACCAAGGAGCCUGCUGCCUCCUGCGAGCAGGACAAGGACCCGCCUGCCGCGACACAGCAUGACGAGCUGGUCGCGUACACCAACGAUUUUCGUUGCGUGGACAAGAACGUCCCCGCCGAGACCACAAGGGUGUACAUCGAUACCGCCGAUUUCAGGCACAACAACGACAUCGUCGGUGGAACCUCGAACGGAGAGGGCAAGGCGGAAAAUGCGCAAGGAUACCGGCCGGAACAACCGUGGCAGAUGCAGAUACUGGCACAACUCCACCGAGCACGGGUAACGAUUGCCCGCUCCGCUUCGCAUGGGGCGGAAGACGCUAAGAAUGAACAGGCACAUCCCACCACGCUGGAAUCAACCACGCAAGCGAGAUUCACACGAGCCCAACGAGAAACAAGUGAGCUGCUGGGCUUCAGCAUCAUCGUCAUCGGAGAUUGCGCGCAGGUGCAAAAGGAGCCUGUUGCCGUGCUGCCAAUGGAGCGCGCGGCUGAAGAAGUGCAGGUGCCCGAGGUACCUGCUGCGGCGAAGCCAACGGAGCGCCUCGCCGGUGAUGAGCAGGCGCUAACGGCGUCUGCAGCUGAUGCGAACGAGGAUAUCAAUGCUACCAUCAAGCAGGCGUCGAUUGUGCGUACAGUAACGAUAUUUGAGAAGCUCCCUGACGAUCACAUACAAGUGCAGGGUACACCGAGACCAACGAUUUACAGCAGUGGGUUCGUUGUCACUGGCAGGAAGCAGUCGCCAGGCAUCACCGAAGAAGAAGAAGAGAUCGCGCUCGCAGGAAUUUCAACACAUCAGAAUUUCCCGACCGAUAACGAGAGACCGUACGGAGAAAAAAAACGUCCUAGGACGGCUAUGACCGUAGAGACCAAGAAGACCUUCACCGGAGCUGAGACAGUGUUCGAUUCAGCGGCAGCCUCGAAUAACCCGAGGACGGAUCCGUACCGGCCCUGGGAGCCAGGAAGCUGCAACGAGGAGGCUAGUCUAUAG
Molecule: messenger RNA, 2598 nt
Organism: Ectocarpus sp. CCAP 1310/34
Lineage: Eukaryota; Phaeophyceae; Ectocarpales; Ectocarpaceae
Source: the annotation of a GenBank genome assembly